This is a messenger RNA of Pseudophryne corroboree (corroboree frog), 945 nucleotides long. Its product is annotated as olfactory receptor 5G9-like. Gene Ontology annotation, molecular function: olfactory receptor activity; G protein-coupled receptor activity. Gene Ontology annotation, cellular component: membrane. The record is from RefSeq and is a predicted model, not a curated record. Gene Ontology annotation, biological process: G protein-coupled receptor signaling pathway. The transcript has a single exon. The coding region runs from base 1 to 945 and encodes 314 amino acids. Lineage: Eukaryota; Metazoa; Chordata; Amphibia; Anura; Myobatrachidae.
AUGUUCGAGGACAACCAAACAAUGGUGUCAGAAUUCAUACUUCUUGGAUUUCAGCAUCUUCACAAUUUCAAAGUCCCUUUCUUUGCUUUUCUCACGCUGAUUUAUGCCAUAACGAUAGCUGGAAAUCUUCUGAUUAUUUCACUGGUAUCUUCUAGUGAGAAGCUCCAUUCUCCAAUGUACAUAUUUCUGAGCCAUCUCUCUCUAUGUGACAUCGUGAUCAGCACAAAUGUCACUCCAAAUACACUAAAGGUAAUUUUACAAGGCAACACUACCAUGUCUUUUCUUUCAUGCAUCACUCAGUUAUAUUUCUUUGGGGCAACAGCAAUUAUGGAGUGCUGUCUUCUAACAGUGAUGUCUUAUGACAGAUACUUGGCCAUUUGUCAUCCAUUGCAUUACACAUCUAUAAUGAAUGCCAGGUUUCCUCACUACCUCGUUAUAUGUGCAUGGAUGAUAGGCUUUGGGCAGGCAUUGGUUACUCACACAUUUGUUCUUCAUCUGCAAUUCUGUGGGCCAAAUGUCAUUGACCAUUUCUUCUGUGAUCUUGGUCCUAUCCUUGAGCUGUCCUGCUCUGACAUAUUGGUUAUCCAAAUUGAUGUUUCUGUUGUAGCCAUUGUGAUGGCUUUUUCCCAGAUGCUCUUUAUAAUUAUUACUUAUAUCUUCAUCUUUAAUUCUAUCCUUCACAUAUCCUCUAUCAAGGAAAGGAAGAAAGUCUUCUCUACAUGCAGUUCCCACUUGUGCGUCGUCUGCAUCUAUUAUGGAACAUUGAUCACACUUUAUGUUGCUCCAUCAAGAGGAUAUUCAUUCAAUUUAAAUAAGAUUUUGUCUCUAAUAAACUCUUCUAUUACUCCUUUGUUUAAUCCUAUCAUAUACUCCCUAAGAAACAAAGAAAUAGUAGCAGCCUAUAAUAAACUUAUAUCAAAUAUGCUUCUUAAGAUGAAGGGCUGA